CCCCUUCCGUUGAUAGUAACCCUGUUGGUUUAUGAUACAACUGUCCUACUCAUCCGCUUUACAGUAGAUUCUUUUGUUGAUUAUGGCGAAACUUAAGAGUUUUGAUCAGAUAAAUGAAGUUCUCCUUUUUAUGUUUUACUUAAUCACUGCCAUGAGAUGAGAUGGAUGCCUAUACAGGGGUUUUCCUCUGGAUUAUUUUCUGUUUCGCUUCUGUUGACGUCAGGAAGGUGUCAGAGAAACCUUGUACCAUAGUACCGUCUGGGGAGAAAUGCCGAGCGAUUCUGUAUAAAGUAGAUUGUACGGAGCAGUUCCUUCAGAGGGAGUAUCCGGGUCUUUAUUACCAUGGAAACACUACAAUGGCGGCUCCUGGCCUCUCAAUUUCAACUGUGCACAAACUUUACGGGGCACCACCGGAAUUCAAGUGGUACUCAGAAGUUAACAUCAACAUUCAACCGAAUACAACUUCUACGGAAAGAAUCCAGGGAUUUGAGGCGUGGAUCGAAUCUAUUGAUGGAAAGCGCUGCAUUGUGUUGACUCUCUCUAAUAAUGGAACGUUAUCGACUAACAAUUCAAUGAGAGAAUUUGAAGUCUGGCUAAAACUUAGGAUGUCCGCCAACAUCACUGUGUGGCAGCUUCCAAGAUCAACAUCUUCUUCUCCAACCAGAGGCUUGAUCCGCGCUGGAAUAAACCAAAGUAUCCCACCUAACAACUCCUACUCGUGGUAUACUGAGAUCCUAUUCCGAAACAAUUCACGUGACCGGAUUGUCGAGAUACAGUUUCAGUCGGCCCCAGAGAGUUAUGGAAUUAAGUAUUACAACAUUAAACUCCGGCGAGUGACACCAUUGAAUAACAUGGACGCCAGUUAUCGCACCACCACCCACGCCUGGAUAGAUUACGUCCUAUCCCCAUGGGUGUACGUCAAAUUUAAAGAUGUGAAGCCAGGAACCUACGAAAUAAUGGUGGAGCCUUAUGAUGACCUUAAGGUUAGCGGACGUACCUCCUGUCGCUGCAAGAAGUCCUCUGAGUGUUUCCCAUGCAGAAGUACACUGAGCCCAAAGUUUACCAUUACAGAAUUUCCAUCAUAUACUUCUGAAGCUGGUAUGAAAACGUCUGUGACGGUGCCCACAUUGACGUCAUCUGACCCCAAGAAAUUGGAUAAUAAGCCCAAGCCUACUAACAACACAACACUCAUCAGAAAACAACAAGAGAUUUUUAAUGGCUCCCAAUCAACGGGCGGAACAACUCUCAUUGAAACUCCACACAAGGUUUUAAGUGAUCCACAUUCGAACGACGAUCCAUCGUUCAUCAAGACUCCAAACAGGGUCUCCAGUCGGUCCCAGGCAACAGACAUAACUACAAAAACUCCAAAGAAAGUCUUCAAGAGGCCAACAUCAGAUAGUAAAAUUCAUAUCAAAACUCUUAACAGGAACUCCAAUAUUUUCCAGUCAACCAGUGUCCAAACUGUCGCCAAAACUCCAAAGGACAUCUUCACGCAAUCAUUUGUGUCCUUCAGACCGUCUUCUACUUUGGAUUCGAGUUUGUCCGAGGUGUCCGAGAAUAACAGCCAGCUGGAGAGGAAUUUUGAGGAGGUUAUUGAGGAGUCUGGGAGCGGAUCACAGCCCAGUGGGAAGACGUUGGCGAUCCCCGCCAGUGUCUUGUCUGUCCUAGGGAUCACUCUUGGGGCAUUAGCGUCUAUCUUUGCCGUUGUCAAGUUCAAAAGAAGAGGUCCAUUUGUUGAUUCAAAAUCAAGCUCUCCCAAUCCUGCACGUAUUGAAACAUCUGUGUUGAUCGUCCAUGAUGUUAAGCACUCAGAUGAUGCUAAAGGUCUGAUGAGUUUGAUAAUUAAUGAUCUUCAUAUCAGCGUGAAUACGUUGUUGUUCCCAAACAAAAGUGGCUUGAUAAACAAUUCGGACUCCUCCAUAAUUGUUCUCUGGAUGAAUCUGCAUUCUUUUACAAAGUUUGAAUGCAGAUUUCUUAAAGACAAAGAAAUACCUUCUAUAACACAGACCCUUCUUCAGAGUCGAUUUGUUGUAAUUGAAUCGAGGAAUACUGCGUAUCGUAUUCUGCCGCGGAUUCAGUACUGGACAAAAUUUGUCUUAGACACAGAGCUAGACUUAUUUCUCGACUUCCUACGUAAUAACGUAAAACAAGAGCCGCGAAAAAGCUGGACAACUAAUGAUCGGGUUAUUACUGAAAUACCAGAGACACCUAAAACGUUCCCGAUACCGUACAAUCGAAUGGACUCGGGCAUCCAUAGUGAAUAUGAAAAUGAGACAGAUUUUCCUUUCUUGGAAGACAAAUCCCAAGAGGAAUGUUCAAGUAUUGCAGCUGUUACAAUUGGAGAAUACCAGAUGGGUGUACCUUUUGGAUAUCCAAAUAAGGUCACUGCCUCGUUUCCACAGUUCACUCUUUCAAAUUCAGCAACCUCUAAACAUUCGAUUUUAUUGAAAGGAUGUGGAAAAAGUCAGGAGAUUUCACGACUGAACACAAGAGAGAACUUUAUUCCUCCAGAAAAUACGUCUUACUAUGAUGCGGACGGCAGUCUUUUUUCGGAAGCAAUUAUGAUCUUCAACGAACGAAACAUGAGACAAACGGGUGUAUCUGAAGAUCCCCGCUCCCUGAUUGAGGAGAAUUUGGGUACGCUUUGUAACUCAAUAAAUCAUCGAAGUGGAACACCUGUCUGUUUUCAGAACAUGGUCGGACUGGACGACGAUGAAGAGGAACCUAAAGACGAGGAGAAAAGUGUGGAAGUAGACAGGGAUGAGGAAGAAGAUAGAAGCGUUGAAAAAGACAGAAGCGCUGUAGAAGACACUAUCAGUGUCGGAGGCCUGAGCUGUUGACUUUCAGAAUUCAAAUCUUACCUCAAAGUUUGAUCCUUUCUCAUGAUUGACAGGAAUUUACCUCAAAACAUGUUCUCUAUCAUGAAUAUCAUUCAGUUUACAGUGACAUAUGCUGGUUUUUUUACAUCCGACAUAUGAGAGCUUACCUCUACAACUGAAUCUUCGCCAACCAAUAUGCAGGAAAAUACGUCAAUAACUGGUUUCUCACAAAUAACUGGUUUCCAACAAAAUGGAGCUUAUUGCCUUACAUCGGUCUCUAUCUUUUAAUGUACAGGAUAUUUUUGGCUGAAAACGUACUUUUCAGCAUGAUAAGAUGAACCCAAAUGUAAAACGUUUGAUGGACUUCUUUAUUUUAGUCCCUUGUCGCUACGAUGAAACACACGUAGACAUACUAGUUCUAUUAUCUUAUAGCCGAAACGGCUGAACACCUGACUUGUGAUGCAGUAGGAUUGGAUUCAAGGUCCAAAUAUACUAUAUUUUUUUUCCGUUUCUGUUUCAAAUGUAAAACUUAUUUGUUGGAGUUUAUUAAUCAAUAGAGGAAUGGGGUUCAAACAAACUUUUACUGGGUCGUAGAACGGAAAUUAAUUUUGACAUGAUAGGUUUUUGGAAUAUCUGUAAGAAUAUGGAUGAGAGCCGACACAAUUCAAAAGCAUCAGUACCACAAAGGCAAUGAUAAAUUGAUGAAAAGUAUUUACCCACAAAAUCCAGGUACCUCUUCACUCCAUAAACGUAGGUAAUUCCAAGGUACAUUUCAAUAUAUUUUGUAUUCUGUGAUGUUUUGCCGCCAAAUCAUUGCCAUCUCCAUAAUAUUUUUGUUUUAAUUUCUAUAUAGAAAAGUAAUGAACAUAGAAUAUAGUGUUAAUCAA
Molecule: messenger RNA, 3706 nt
Organism: Saccostrea cuccullata (small rock oyster)
Lineage: Eukaryota; Metazoa; Mollusca; Bivalvia; Ostreida; Ostreidae
Exons: 11
Coding region: 162-2840 (892 amino acids)
Source: RefSeq, a predicted model, not a curated record